Molecule: messenger RNA, 810 nt
Organism: Linnemannia hyalina
Lineage: Eukaryota; Fungi; Mortierellomycota; Mortierellomycetes; Mortierellales; Mortierellaceae
Source: the annotation of a GenBank genome assembly
AUGUCCAUUGAACUCGAACCCUCCAGCCAGCUCGCCUUCCGCAGGCCUCUCACCGAAGCCAUCAAGGAGGUACUCAUCAUCCGCAACCCAACCCAGUUGCCCAUCGCAUUCAAGGUCAAGACCACAGCACCCAAGCAGUAUUGCGUCCGCCCCAACUCUGGACGAGUCGAGCCCGGUCAGGAGCUGGAGGUCCAAGUUCAAAUGCAGGCCAUGAAGGAGGAUCCUCCAGUCGACUUCAAGUGCAAGGACAAGUUCUUGGUCCAGAGUGUUGCUAUCACUGCAGAACGCGAGCUAUUGGCGCCCCAGGACUUGUGGCCUACGAUUGAAAGGGAUGCAAAGGAUCAGAUUCGGGAAAAAAAGAUUCGAUGCGCGUUCUUGCCACCGCUGGGCCACGAGAUCACCCAGAUCAAGGAGGAGGAACUCGAGGCCACACCUUCGCCUUCGUCCCACAUCACCUUCAGCGACUCCGUCAACAACAAUAACACUCUCCCUGCAUCACCCGUUCGCCAGGCUGCCCAGCAGCCCCUCUCUGUUCACACCACUAUCACUACAUCUUCCUCGGCAGAUAUGGGCACCUUGAAGCGCGAACUUGACUCAGCACAGGAGACCAUUCACAACCUCCAGAGCUCCGUGGAGAGGCUUCAGCAGGAGGCCACCUCUCUGCGUCAACGCAAGCCAGAGGCUGGAUCUUCAUCGGCACCCACCAUGACCGCCGUUCACUUGAAAAACAACCAACAAGAGGGAUAUCCCGUCACCUAUGUUGCAGGAGCAGCAGUUGUUGCCUUCUUGUUUGCUUACCUCUUCUUCUAA